Molecule: messenger RNA, 290 nt
Organism: Merops nubicus (carmine bee-eater)
Lineage: Eukaryota; Metazoa; Chordata; Aves; Coraciiformes; Meropidae
Gene: MRPL54
Product: mitochondrial ribosomal protein L54
Exons: 2
Cellular component (GO): mitochondrial large ribosomal subunit
Molecular function (GO): structural constituent of ribosome
Source: RefSeq, a predicted model, not a curated record
UGAUGAAGUCCAAGGGCAAGGCCGUGGUGAAGGAGGGGCCGAAGGGGCCGGAGGUGUGCACGGACCCCGUCAUGCUCACCACCUACGCCAUGGGAGUCAAUUACUUCAAGGAGGGCCCCGAGGUGGCCCUGAAGCCCGACUCCGAGUACCCCGACUGGCUCUUUGAGAUCCACCUCGGGCCCCCCAAGAAGCUGGAGGAGCUGGACCCCAACUCGAUCGAGUAUUGGAGGCGCCUGCGGAAGUACAACACGUGGCACCGCAACAGGCUGAAGAAGGGCAAGAAGCUGUAG